Molecule: messenger RNA, 1668 nt
Organism: Coprinopsis cinerea okayama7#130
Lineage: Eukaryota; Fungi; Basidiomycota; Agaricomycetes; Agaricales; Psathyrellaceae
Exons: 1
Coding region: 1-1668 (555 amino acids)
Source: RefSeq, a predicted model, not a curated record
AUGGUCCACAUCCCAUCGUCUCCUCCACCUCCGCACCGCGAUCCAAAUCAGAAACUCGCAUGUGCUGUAGAAGGAUGCAAAGGGCGGGUUGCUCAAGAUUGUGGGCGGCAGCGAUGCAAGGCCCAUUGCGAGAUGGAAGGUGGUUGCCAGUCCAAAAAUCACCGAGUCAAGCCAGCUCCCCCACCCACCGCCCGUCGUUCCUCGCUACGGGGCGCCCAAGAGCCUUCUUCGUCUGGAUCUGUUGCCACAGCGGCUCCUAUUCCACCUGGCCCACAACCUCCAGUUCCUAUUGAUCCUCGCCCGAAUCCUCGACACGCCUCUCAGAUGCCUGCAAUCUUUACUGAGACUGUCCGCGUUUCCCAGGAACUAGCUGAGCGCCAACGUCGUGCCGACGCUGAGCAACGUGAAGCUGCCAAUCGCGCCAGACAGACGGUCACGGUCCGGGGAUGGGGUCAAACGUCAGAGGAUUGGGACACGUCGAGAUCACAUACAUUCCAAGAUGGGUACACCUAUCCAUAUUUCAAGAUUACGGAUGAUGUACUUGAAGCAGUUGGGCUGCUGGAAGGCGGAGGGAAGGGUCUGGAGUAUUACGACGUGAAGGCCGCCACUUGGAGUGGCAUCAACAAGGGCUACAUCCACGACAUGUCGAAGUUCCCGCCGUAUGUUUUCUUGCGUCUGCGACCUAACACGACCUGUGUUGGCCUCGAUCUCUGGCUUUCCAAGAUGGCGACUCCCCAACUCUAUUCCAAUAUUGCCUUCGAACGAAAGGCUGUUCGCACGGCACUCAAGGCGACCUCGACUGUCAGUUCUGUCGCUGCUGUCGCCACUUCUUCGUCUUUGGUGGUCCCAACUGUCACGUCGUCAUCAUCAUCAUCAUCAUCAUCCUCUUCCGGCCUCCUGCCUACCCCUGCAACCGCCACAUCAUCGUUGUCAUCUCUCUCUUUGCCGGAUGAACAGGCAAUUCAAAAACGACCUCGACCUCAGCCUCGGCCUCGACCCAUCAUCAGAACGCCUGUUUCUCCCUCUCCACAGCCGGACCUGCAACCAGAAUCUUCAGCCACUGUAGCUGUUGUUGCUGUGAAAGCAGAGCAACCUUUGGUGUUGGACGCAGUGGCAAAACAUGAGCCGAUCGAGAUAUUAUCGUCUCCCGAAGUCAGUCAAGAACGUAAACGCCCUCGCCAUGUCAGCCCAAUCUCGACCUCCUCUACCAGCGACCACUCCGACACUGAUAGCAAGGGCAAUGUUGGCAAUGGUACUGGUCCCUCUAAACCACUCGGCGUCCCCCAAGGGUCCUUGUCUACUGCUCCUAUCGACCUCACAGCUGGCGACUUCAAGGUAUGGCCAGAUGACUUUCAUGUUUGUGAAGUCAGUGCUUUCUUUGUCGCUAAGUCCAAGACGAUGAGAGGCAGGAGCAACAGCACCCCCGACGCUGGGGCUCGCCUCCAUGAAAACUUGUUCCGAACCUACUUUGGGGCGAACGCUGUGUAUAACCGCAGGCGGGUUUCUCGUGCCUAUCAGCUUUGGCGACAAGCAUCUUCCACUCUCCAAGCCACCUACGUUGAUCUUGGACCCCAGAAGAGCGCUUUGUGGUCCAAGUUCAGGGAUGCCGUGAAGGCAUCUGGUGACCCUUCGACUGCCGCCGAACAGAUUUUGGAAAUCUCGGACUGA